Molecule: messenger RNA, 810 nt
Organism: Colletotrichum scovillei
Lineage: Eukaryota; Fungi; Ascomycota; Sordariomycetes; Glomerellales; Glomerellaceae
Exons: 3
Coding region: 1-810 (269 amino acids)
Source: RefSeq, a predicted model, not a curated record
AUGGCUUCUGUCGGAACUGAUGCUGAGGGCCAGGUGACCUUCCUUGUUCACUGCAUCAAGCAUUCUUCCAGCGGAAAGAUUGACUUUCAAGCUGUUGCUACUGAUUGCAACAUCGCGUCCAAGGCCGCUGCUGCCAAGCGAUUCGAGCGCAUCCUCAAGCCUUUCGGAAUGAAGACUAGUGACCUAUCCAAGGCUGGCCCCAUUGGCAGUGCUGCUUCUCCUGGUGGCAGCAACGCCAGCCCCAAGACCCCGGGCAAGGCUACGCCCAAGUCCAAGGGCAAGCGCGCUCCCACCGAGACUCCCACCAAGGAGACGAAGCGCGUCAAGCUGGCCAAUCACCCAGCUGUCUCGUCCUACAAUGACGAGGAUGAUGCCGAGGAUGUGCCUCAGUUCAAGGUCAAGGAUGACCCCGAGGCCUCUGGCGCUGACUCGACCAACGGUUCGUACCACGAUAUCCCCCGAAGCCGCGAUGACGAUGACGACGACUUGCAACUUCUCUACGUUGUGGAGAAGACGAGCGAUUGCCCGAUUCACGAUUGCGGCGAAUCUCGAAGUCCUCCUUCCACGUCCGUUUCGAGCGAUACUAAUACCGAGGGUUCAAUGCAGAUGGUGCCAAGGCCGACGAGCAUGCCGAGAUUUAGCGACAUGCCAGCUUGCUAUCACGGCUGGGGAUUCCUGCCGGAAAUGCCAGUCUACGCAUGGCCAGAUACGUGCGCGAUACAUGGGGAGCUAGAAGCAGCACAGUUAGUCGGGAUAUGUGAGUAUUUCUUGCGCAGUUCUUCCGAGACUUUGUUAACAAAUUCUAAAUAG